Messenger RNA from Lichtheimia ornata, 1659 nucleotides. RefSeq lists its product as uncharacterized. The record is from RefSeq and is a predicted model, not a curated record. Gene Ontology annotation, molecular function: myo-inositol:proton symporter activity. Bases 1 to 1659 code for a protein of 552 amino acids. Gene Ontology annotation, cellular component: membrane. NCBI's taxonomy places the organism in Eukaryota, Fungi, Mucoromycota, Mucoromycetes, Mucorales, Lichtheimiaceae. The transcript has 10 exons. Gene Ontology annotation, biological process: transmembrane transport.
AUGGCUAGCACCAAUGCCGAGAUUGAUCAAGGCGACAAUGAAAAGCGCAAAGGCAACGACAUGGUGACCACCGUACUGAAAUCCGAGUCGAUCGAUUUCCAUCAAGCCGAAGAAGAGGAGCAGUAUCUCGGCAACGCGUCCUUUUUUACAUACAUGCUUGUCUUUUGUGUUGCGAUUGGAGGCUUUCUCUUUGGUUAUGACACUGGAGUUAUAUCCGGUGCAUUACAGCCGAUGCAAGAGGUUUUCCAUAUGAGUACGGUACGACAAGAAGUCGUUGUCAGUGGAACAACCAUUGGUGCCAUUGUGGGAGGAGCUGCUGCUGGUGUGCUAUCCGAUAGAUUUGGACGAAAGCCAUUGAUUAUCUUUUCCGAUUUGGUGUUCAUUGCUGGUGCCCUUUUACAAGCACUCGCCAAGUCAUAUGCGGUAUUACUCCUUGGUCGUUUGGUGGUUGGUAUUGGUGUCGGUAUGGCGUCUAUGUUGGUACCCGUUUACAUCAGUGAGCUAUCUCCACGCCAUAUCCGCGGUCGCUUGACUACGCUCAACACACUUGUUGUCACCUUUGGACAAGUCAUUGCUUAUGUCAUCAACAUUGCAUUCUCCAACGUGGAUGAAGGAUGGCGAUACAUGUUUGGUCUUGCUGGUAUUCCAGCCUUGUUUCAAUUGGUUGCACUACUAGUGAUGCCUUUCCUUCCCGAAUCACCUCGACGAUCAGUGAUUGUCAAUCAACCUGACAAGGCCAAAGCAUCCUUGCGUAAAAUCUAUGGCGAUUCAGUGUCGGAUACCUUUUUGGAUAAGGAAGUGGCGAACAUUGCACACGACGUUGAAAUUACAAGAUCAUCAACUUACAAGGACUUUUUGCUUCGUGAAAACUAUUGGCCACUUAUCAUUGCAUGCAUGUUACAAGCUGCACAACAAUUUUCGGGAUUCAACACAGCCAUGUAUUAUGCAGCAACAAUUUUACGCAUGGCUGGUUUCCGUAGCCAUCAAGAUUCGACCACUGUUGCUAUUAUCGUUUCUGCCACCAACAUGGUGUUUACCAUUGUCGCUGUGAUUGUGAUUGAUCGUGCAGGAAGACGACGCAUGUUGAUCAUCACCAUGUUGAUCAUGGCAGCAGGCUUAAUUGCACUGGGUGCGACAUUUGCAGCUCAACAAGGAUUUAUUACUGCUCAGGAUGACUGCUCAGCCUAUACCACGCAUUGUGCACGCUGCGUAAUGGAUGACAAGUGCGGAUGGUCAAUAUCUCAAGAUAAAUGUAUGCUGUUGGAAGGGCUUGGUAGCGAUCUUUACGAGAGCAAGACUGGAUGCCCUCCUCGUGGCAACGACACUGCUAUUACCGCCAUGUUGAUCUUGUUCUUGAUUAUCUACGUUGCUGGAUAUGCUCUUGGUCUUGGUUAUGCUCCAUGGGUCAUUCAGAGUGAAGUCUUCCCUAUUGCAUUGCGUGGAAAGGGCAAUGGCGUUGCAACUGCUGUCAAUUGGAUCUGUAACCUUGUGGUAUCAAUUACCUAUCUUUCGAUGAUCAACAGCAUGACCACGGCAGGCACGUUUUGGUUCUAUGCAGGAUUAUCGCUCAUCUUUUGGCUACUCGUAUUCUUUUUUGUUCCAGAGACCUCGCGUCAUUCUUUGGAAGAGAUGAAGGUCAUUUUCCAAAAGAAAAAGUAA